CAGAACAGCGAAAUAACAGACGUUACAGACCGUCCUCAAUAGGGGGGGACCCAAUUCAUUCGUUCAGCCAUCCUCGGUUCCCUUAUUCCCGUGAUUCCCGUUUCCCUAUAACAACUAGCUCUCUUCCCUGUGUCUCUCCCUCCCUCCAUCGUUCGCUCGCUCUCUUUUAUUCUUCUACGAAAGACGCUUGUUGAUCCCUUUCUUCUUCUUCUUCUCCCAUUUUCUCCCACAAACUGGUUCCUCUCUGACUCGUUAUCGCCCUGUGGGUUUGCGAAGGAAAUGGUGGCAGAUAGCAAGUCGAAAUCCGAUAUCUCCUUUGCCGGAACUUUCGCCAGCAGCGCUUUCGCCGCUUGUACCGCUGAGAUAUGUACCAUUCCCUUGGACACUGCUAAAGUUAGGCUUCAGCUCCAAAAGAAAGCUGUUGCAGGUGAUGGAGUGGCCUUACCAAAGUACAAGGGUAUGCUGGGCACUGUUGGUACCAUUGCAAGGGAAGAAGGACUAUCGGCACUGUGGAAAGGCAUUGUGCCGGGAUUACAUCGUCAAUGCCUGUUUGGAGGUUUAAGAAUUGGAUUGUAUGAACCUGUUAAAAAUUUGUAUGUGGGCAAUGACUUUGUUGGAGAUGUUCCUUUAUCCAAGAAAAUACUUGCUGGACUUACAACUGGUGCCCUAGCAAUCACAAUAGCAAAUCCAACUGAUCUUGUGAAAGUUAGACUUCAGGCUGAAGGAAAAUUACCACCUGGUGUGCCAAGGCGCUAUAGUGGAGCUGUGAAUGCUUAUUCGACAAUUGUGCGAAAGGAAGGACUUGGUGCUCUUUGGACUGGACUAGGGCCCAAUGUAGCAAGAAACGCAAUUAUAAAUGCUGCUGAACUAGCCAGCUAUGAUCAAGUGAAGCAAACAAUUUUGAAAAUCCCAGGGUUCACAGAUAAUGUUGUCACUCAUCUCUUUGCUGGUCUCGGGGCAGGGUUUUUUGCUGUCUGUAUUGGCUCCCCCGUUGAUGUGGUUAAGUCAAGAAUGAUGGGAGAUUCUGCUUACAAAAGCACGCUUGAUUGUUUCCUCAAAACUUUGAAGAACGAUGGACCUUUGGCUUUUUACAAGGGUUUUAUCCCAAAUUUUGGACGGCUCGGAUCAUGGAAUGUCAUCAUGUUUCUCACAUUAGAACAGGCAAAGAAGUUUGUCAAAAGUAUAGAAUCAUCUUGAGACCCAAACAUUACAUGCAAACAGGGGCGUUGGGUCCUGCAUGUGGGUUGAAUCAGCAGUCGGUUGAAGCUGGCUAGCUAGAAUAUAAUAAAGUUUUUGAUCAGUUUUCAGUCUUCUAUUUUUGCUAAUUGAGAUGGAGGAAGGAUCCAGCAAGACCAACACUCCAGGAGAUUUUUAGAAACUUUCUUUUUUAAAACGGCAAUAAGUCAUUUUUCUGGACGACAUGUUGCAUUCUUGCCAUUCCUAUUGAUGGCAUUCUAAUCAUUGAUUUACGCUUCUA
Molecule: messenger RNA, 1477 nt
Organism: Carya illinoinensis
Lineage: Eukaryota; Viridiplantae; Streptophyta; Magnoliopsida; Fagales; Juglandaceae
Product: mitochondrial uncoupling protein 1
Exons: 9
Coding region: 280-1197 (305 amino acids)
Biological process (GO): mitochondrial transport; mitochondrial transmembrane transport
Cellular component (GO): mitochondrial membrane
Molecular function (GO): oxidative phosphorylation uncoupler activity
Source: RefSeq, a predicted model, not a curated record